Molecule: messenger RNA, 1425 nt
Organism: Clonostachys rhizophaga
Lineage: Eukaryota; Fungi; Ascomycota; Sordariomycetes; Hypocreales; Bionectriaceae
Source: the annotation of a GenBank genome assembly
AUGGCAACCAACAAAGGCGUUUCAACUGAACUGUCCGAUCUCAAAGAUGGCAAGGCCCCAGUCACCUCGCAGGCAGUCGGGGCGACUUUCGUCCUGAGUGCCCACGAGCAACAUGUUCGGGACGAAUAUGCCAAAUUUUCUCCCGAGGAGGCUCGAGCUAUAGAGAAGAAGCUCAAGCUGAAGCUUGACCUGAGAUUGUUCCCUACGCUGAUGAUAAUGUACAUUUUGAACUAUAUCGAUCGAAAUGCCUUGCCAAUUGCGAAACUUGCUGGAAUUCAGCAGGAGCUUGGGCUGUCUUCAACGAAAUACAGCACAUGUUUGUCCAUUCUCUUCGUCGGAUACCUUCUCACGCAGGUCCCUAGCAAUCUCUUUCUGUCGCAAGUUCCUCCUUCUAUUUAUCUGCCUAGCGCCAUGGCAGUAUGGGGUGUCGUGUCCGGUUGCACGGCGUUGGCCCAUAGCUAUGGCGGUCUCGUUGAUGUCAGAUUCAUUCUCGGAUUUUGCGAGGCUCCUUUCUUCCCUGGCGCAGUAUAUCUGUGCUCGUCUUGGUACAAGAGCAAUGAGCUGAGCUUGCGCGUGGCAUUGCUGUUUGGAGGAAGCAUGCUCUCCGGGUCUUUCGGAAGCUUGAUGGCAAUUGGCAUCACGGAACGUAUGGAUAACGUUGCCAAUAUAUCUGCUUGGAGAUGGCUUUUUAUCAUCGAAGGCGCCCUCACUGUCGCCGUCGCUGGAAUCUGCUACUUCACACUUCCAAAUUAUCCGCACAAUACACGGUGGCUUUCAGAAAAGGAGUCGAUUGUAGCUCAGCACAGACUUCUGGAAGGUCCGGGCAACAGUUCUGAUAAGACUUCGAUGGGAACUGGGUUUAAGUUGAUGAUGAAAGAUCCCAAAGUUGGAAUUUUAACACUGAACCAUCUUCUAAUUACCAUCUGUGCCUCCUUUACGAACUUCUUCCCAACUAUCAUGGCCACUCUUGGGUUUCAGAGGAAGAUUACGUAUGCCCUUCUUUCGGUCCCAUACCUGACUGGUUUCUGCAUUGUUCUACUUACCUGCUGGUAUGCAGACCGCAUUAAGAAGCGCACAUGGCCAAUUGUUAUAAAUCUGGCUGUCUGCAUUGUCGGUCUGGCCAUCAUGGGUGGCACCUUGGCAGUCCCCGUGCGCAUCAUUGCAAGCAUUCUAAUGAUCUCGGGUAUCACGAGCGCAUCGAACAUGAACCUUGCGUGGAUCGGGAGCUCCAUCCCAGCGCCGGCACCAAAGAGGGCAGCUUCUAUUGCUUGUGUCAACAUGGGAGGUGCUGCUAUCCUUGCCAUUGGCGGCGUUGUCUUUUUCUGGUGGUAUCUGAAGAAGCAGAAUGAGAAGCUGGCUUCAGGGGAGGAAGAUGCCCAUAAGGCUGUUGGCAUUUCUGACAGAGAUUUCAGAUACGUCAUUUAA